AUGGAGGUCAGUAUUGUUGAAGCCGGAGAUGCAAAUAUUUGUGGAUCCAAAUGGGUAGAUAAGGUAAAACCAGAUGGUUCCCUUAAGUCUAGAUUGGUAGUGCAAGGAUUCACCCAAGUUUGGUUGAAGGACUACCACGACACAUUUAGUGCCGUUGCUUCCAUGACCACAUUUAGGAUACUCAUAAACUUGGCGGCGAUAUUAGGAUGGGACAUCUUUACGAUAGAUGUAUCCCAAGCUUACACGCAAGGGGAACUCCUAGAUGAUAUAUACGUCAAGGCCCCAAGGUCACAUCCGCUUCCGAAAGGAAUGGUCUACAAGUUACGCAGACCCUUGUAUGGCACAAAGCAAGCGGGACGGUGUUGGUAUUUGCAUGUAACCAAGACUCUAAGGUCUCUGGGUUUGAACCAAUUAUGUAAGGAUAGCUGUUUGUUUGUUAAGAUGAGCAAUAGCAAGCCCUUCAUGAUCAUUUCAGUAUUGGUAGAUGAUCUUCUGAUAACCGCUGAGAACGAUGAGGUUGUCAAGCAGUUCCACAAAGAAUUUUCCAGAAUUUACAAAGUUUCGCAAUUUGAAAGGAUAAAGGUGUACAACGGCAUCCAUAUAAAGAGAUUAGGGAAGAAUUGUUACACACUCAACCAAGAAUAUUCAAUUGCGCAGUUUCUGGCAAAAUGUCCUGUGCAAGAUAUCAAUGCUUGCAAUUCGCCAUUACUACCAUCAGAUACGUUUGUUCUCGCCAAGGAGGAUGACACAGAUGCAGUAGACAGGAUGAAGCGGACAACAUAUCAACAAGUGCUGGGAAGUCUGAAUUGGUUUAAUACUGCUACUCGACCAGAUCUUGCUGUGGUAUGCAGUCUAGCUGGAAGGGUAGCAAGUAACCCAACGCAUAAGCAAUUUAGCGCUUUAUGCAGAGCGGUUGGAUAUCUCAAGAGGAACCCCAAUAUUCCAUUAACCUACAACGGUGCUGAAUGCAAUGGUAUAGUGAGACUUGCAGGAUUUACAGACUCGGAUUGGGCAGGCCAAAAGUUAUCCUUAAAUUCGAAAGAUAGAUGCGGAAGAAAAUCCACAUCGGGGUAUAUAUCUUUUUCAUGCGGCCCUACCAAUUGGAAGAGCAAACUGCAAGGAAUACCAGCCACGAGUUCAGCGCAAGCAGAGUUCAUGGCAAUGUAUGAAGCCGCGAAAGAUUUAUUCUUUCAAAUUUUGUUGUUUCGAGAGCUUGGAUUUAAACUGUCAAGAGUACCACUCUUCUGCGAUAAUACGACAGCCAUUCGACAGGCAAUGGAAACUAUGUCGUCUAAGUCAAACAAGCAUAUGGAAAUAAGAUACUCCUGGAUCCAACAUUAUGCUCACAGAGAAGGGAUUAUACAGCCAUUUAACAUAGGAUCAUCACACAACUUAGCCGAUAUGUUGACAAAGAUAUUGCCGAACAAGAAGAACUUUUCAGGUCCAGCAGACGUUCACGAGUGUUCUAAUCACUUCAACGUGAUGUUAAGUCAUAUAUCUUCGAAGGACAUACGAGACUUCAUCAACCAGAGGUUGAGUGAAGGUAUGGUGAAGAGUGACGCUCUGCACACAUUUCAAGAAUAUCUCGAGAAGGUCGAAAGUGAGGAAAUCCAACCUUUCAAAGGUAUUGGUAAGCCCUCAGACUAG
Messenger RNA from Ostreococcus lucimarinus CCE9901, 1647 nucleotides. RefSeq lists its product with no specific name. The coding region runs from base 1 to 1647 and encodes 548 amino acids. NCBI's taxonomy places the organism in Eukaryota, Viridiplantae, Chlorophyta, Mamiellophyceae, Mamiellales, Bathycoccaceae. The transcript has a single exon. The record is from RefSeq and is a predicted model, not a curated record.